Molecule: messenger RNA, 8865 nt
Organism: Paramisgurnus dabryanus
Lineage: Eukaryota; Metazoa; Chordata; Actinopteri; Cypriniformes; Cobitidae
Gene: pappaa
Product: pregnancy-associated plasma protein A, pappalysin 1a
Biological process (GO): proteolysis; cell surface receptor signaling pathway
Molecular function (GO): metalloendopeptidase activity
Source: RefSeq, a predicted model, not a curated record
GCUCAGCACAAUAGGAGGAAACUCUUGCAGGAUUGAAACAUGGGCUGUUCUGCUCUCAUGUGAGGAUCACUCUCACUCAUAUAGGACUGAAGGACCUCACAGCACAUCCAUGGGGAUCCGCGAUGCUCUGGACACCUCAAGCAGAACAUCUCAUCCAACUUCAGCACAAACACAUCCUCACAUAUGACAGCUCGCCGUGUCUGGACCUGUUCUGCGUUCACACGUGUUUUCUCAACAUUGUUUUGCGAGUUAUACAGAAGAUUAAUUGUGCAUGAAGAUCGUUAUCGAUUACUGAUUGAUUAUCGGGUUGAAUCAAUGAUUCAACCCCUGAGCGCGCAGAAGAUUCACUUUUGCCUCCAGGCGCGGUAAAUGCGUCUCGUGUAUAAAGAAAUAAAGAGGAAAGACCUCCAUGGGUUUGUGUGUCUGGAUCCUUCGUGUUUGACAAACGACUGAAGACGAAAAGACCAAAACAACAAGUGGAGGGACUUUGGAGACGAAGAGUGCGACCGGGCGCAUUGCUUUUGGGACUUCUUAUCUACCCAUCAUCACUGUUUUGGAUAAAAUGAAAGUUUGGACUUUUCUCCAGUGUCUGGCCAUUCUGCUCAUCCUGUGCGUGGGAUCAGACUGCGGGACGGUCCUAAGAAAGACCCGCUCCAAGCGCGAGGUGGUGAAGAUGAGAGAAGCCAAAGCGGUCUUCCCGGGGGCUUGUGCCACCCGACUGCCCCGGGGCAAGCGCUCCCUCCCCGCGCUGGAUCGCCGGCUUCCGCGCCAGCGUCGCCGUUACUCUCCAGCGGAGGACGCGAGUUCCUCUCGGGGAAAAGCCGUGUAUUUCACGGGCAGAGGGGAUCAGCUGAGACUCAAACCCGGCGUGGAGAUACCGAGGGGAAAUUUUACUCUCCAGAUGUGGGUCAAGCCGGAGGGUGGUCAGCGCUCCCCUACAGUAAUAGCCGGUCUCUUCGACAAAUGCUUCUACGCCUCCAGUGAUCGCGGAUGGCUGUUGGGAAUUCAAGCCGUAAGCGAACAGGGAAACCGCGACCCGCGUUUCUUCUUCUCGUUAAAGACGGAUCGAGCACACAAAGUGACCUCCAUUCACUCGAAUGCUCGCUACGCACCCGGCCAGUGGGCUCAUGUAGCCGUGACUUACAAUGGCCUCUAUAUGAAGCUUUAUGUCAAUGGUGCUCAGACAGCUGUUAGCAGAGAACAGUCAGGUGAUGUCUUCAGCCCUUUAACUAAAAAGUGUAAGGUGCUGAUGGUUGGUGGAAAUGCCUUAAAUCAUAACUACAGAGGUUCGGUGGAGCGAGUGGGUCUGUGGCAACAGGCCAUGUCUCAGCGACAGAUCAUGAGCGACAUGCACGGACAAGAAGAUCCCGAGGAUCUGGUGGACCUGGUGAUCCGCGAGACCUUCGAGCACCCAGCACGCAAAUGGCUUCCGGUAAAGGAUGGCAGUUUACCGGUACCGGACGAGGGUCCUCGCGCCGGUCUGGGGUCUUUGGACGGCACCUUGGAGCCUCCGAACUGCGGACAGACGGUGUGCGAUAACACGGAAGUGGUACGCAACUACAACCACUUCUGGAGCUUCCGGCGACCCAAAACGGUGCGUUACCGCGUCGUAAACUUGUUCGACGACUUUCGCCGAAAACCCACGGUCACAGACCAGCAGAUUCAUCUGCAACAUCAGCAUCUGAACGAGGCCUUCAGCAUGUACAACAUCACCUGGGAGCUGACCGUACACAACGUGAGCAACUCUUCUCUGUUUAACCGUCUAGUGCUUGCCAACUGUGACAUCAGCAAGGUGGGCGAUGAAGAUUGUGACCCCGAAUGUAACCACACGCUGACUGGCUUUGAUGCCGGUUGUUGCAAACCUAGGACCCGAUGCCCCGAGCAUAAACAAGGCAAUGGCGUCUGUGACCCAGAAUGCAACAACGAGAACUACAGUUACGAUAAAGGCGAUUGCUGCGACCCCAGCGUCACCGAUGUGACCAAGACAUGCUUCAAUCCAUCUUCUCAUUUAAGGGCCUAUCUGGAUGUGAAAGAGCUAAAAGAGAUCCUCAAUGUGGACGGCUCCACACACCUCAACAUCUUCUUCGCCAAUUCCUCAGAUGAAGACCUGGCUGGAGUCGCCACCUGGCCGUGGGACAAAGAGGCGCUGACGCAUCUAGGUGGCAUUGUGCUGAAUCCAUCUUUCUACGGUACCUUUGGCCACACGCAUACCAUGAUUCAUGAGAUCGGUCACAGUCUGGGCCUGUACCACGUCUUCCGGGGAAUUUCUGAGAUUGAAUCCUGCAACGACGCCUGUUUGGAGACUGAACCUUCGCUGGAAACCGGCGAUCUGUGCGCCGACACCAACCCCACACCCAAAUACAAGCACUGUCGGGACCCCGAGCCCGGGAACGAGACGUGUGGGAAUCGCAACUUUGUUCACACUCCGUUUAAUAAUUACAUGAGUUACGCAGAUGACGACUGCACCGAUUCAUUCACGCUCAACCAGGUGGCUCGUAUGCACUGUUACCUGGAUCUCAUCUACCAGACCUGGCAACCCCGCCACAGGCCUCCUCCGGUCCCUUUGGCUCCCCAAGUGGUGGCACAGGAUCAAGAGUCCAUUACUCUGGAGUGGUUUCCUCCGAUCUCCGGCCACUUCUAUGACAGAGAAGUGGGAUCAGUAUGUGAUAAAUGUGCCGAGGGUGGGGUCCUCGUACAGUAUGCCUCCAAUUCCUCGUCCCCACGCCCCUGCUCCCCAUCCGGACACUGGAGCCCAAGAGAAGCGGAAGGACCCCCAGAUGUGGAGCAGGCGUGCGAGCCCAGCGUCCGCACGUGGAGUCCGCAUAACAGCAUGGUUUUGGGCCUGGUGCCUCCUCCGUGUCCUCAGCAAGGCUGCAUGUUGCAACUGGAGUUCGCCCAUCCGGUGGUACCCGACUCCCUCACUGUGUGGGUGACCUUCUCGUCCCCGGAGGAGACGGUUCUGCCCGCCAUCCACAACGUCAUCCUGUUGACUGUGAGCGGCAACAACCUGUCACUGGGUCCCAGCAAUGUGUUCUGUGACACACCGCUGACCAUUAAACUGGAUGUGCAUGAGAAGGUGUACGGCGUGCAGUUCUUCACCAUGGAGCAGCAUUUAGAAAUCGAUGCCACUCUGCUGACGUCCAAACCCGACUGCGUGCUGUGUCGUCAAUGUGAGCCGCUUCGGCACCGUCUCCUGCGUCAGCCGGCGUUUUCACACGCGCCCCAGGGCGUCGCCUUGAGUGACUCCACGCGAAGAUAUGUGGACAGGGACGUACAACUCAAUGGCGUGUAUACCUACCAGGUCCAAAUCAUCUCCAGUCGUAGCGAAAGCGAGCCGUCUCCUCCAUUCACACACCUUCUGGGAGCUCCGUAUUGUGGAGAUGGACUCAUCCAGAGGUCCCAGGGAGAGGAAUGCGACGAUAUGAACUCCAUUAACGGUGACGGCUGCUCCAGUCACUGUAAGAAGGAGCCGUUCUUUAAUUGUUACGACGAGCCCAGCAUGUGCUACUAUUACGACGGCGAUGGCGUGUGCGAAGACUUUGAGAGGGAGACGAGUGUUAAGGAUUGUGGCCUGUACACACCCAACGGUUUCGUGGAUCAGUGGGCCAACAAGGUGGAGGUGUCACAUGAGGAAAAGCUUUACUGUCCAGCGGAUGUGGCUGCAGGAUACCCUACUGUUACUAAGACGUGCCAGUCCAAAGUAUUUGAUUUGUCUGAUGGGGUUUCUCAGUACGCCUGGUUUCCAUGUCGUGAGGCGCAGAGCAUCUCUUGGUAUCCUCAAUAUUGGCUUAAGGCUCAUUUCUUUCCUAUGGUCGCUGCGGCUGUCAUCAUCCAUUUGGCAGCAGACGGCACCAGCUACAUCGAUCAAACCCAAUGCAACGUUACAGUUCAGCUGAUUGACACUAAAGGGGACGUUCACAGUUUAGGUGACUGGCGUCUGAGCUGUCGAUCCAAUCCACUGGUGAUUCCGGUGUAUCACGACUUGAGCGUCGCUUUCUACCACACCCAAGCCAUCCUCCUUAUGUUUCGCUCUGAGCUGGUGGCCAUCUCCGGCGUCGGCCUGCGCACCUUCCAGUUCUUCGACCCCAUAACCAUCAGCGGCUGCCAGAGCAAUGAGAUCUACAACCCCAUGGGCCAGCGCUGUGUAAAUUAUUCCUGUGAAGCCAUUGAUUGCAAGAAGCCAUUGAUCCGGAAUGCCGAUGUGAAUUGCAGCGAUGAUGGGCAAGUGAUGGCGGACAACGGAGCUCGCUGCACUGUCACAUGUCACAGCGGUUACGACCUGAAGAUCCACGGGGAUGAUAACAUCAAGAGUCAGACGGACUCGAGCGUGAUCAUAACCUGUGCUGUUAGGAAUUGGAACAAGCAGGUAUCGUGCGAGCCGGUGGACUGCGGCCUGCCAGAUAAAUACCACGUGCACCCUGCCCACUUUAACUUCACAGAAGGCACCACGUACGGCAAGAAGAGCACAUUUCAUUGCAGGGAACCCGCUCAGCUCGUGGGCACUAAUAAUACUCUGACCUGUAUGGAGGAUGGUCUGUGGUCGUUCCCAGAGGCUUUAUGUGAACUGCGCUGCCCAGCUCCGCCUCCUGUACCCAACGCCAUGCUUCAGACCAAGCGCUGCAAUGAUACGGGUCUUAAAGUGGGAACCCUCUGCAAAUACAAAUGCAAACCUGGAUACCAUGUGGCCAAAAAGCCAAAAAGGAGAGCCUUCAAGCGUCAGUGUACAGAAGACGGGCGCUGGUUGGAGGGCUCAUGUGAACCUGUGACAUGUCCGCCUCCCCCAUCCGUCUUUCAUGGUAUGUAUCAGUGCACAGAUGGCUUCAAGUUCGACAGCACCUGCUGGAUCCUCUGCAAUGGGACGAACCAUUCGCCGAGACAAGAUCCACCUUGCAAACAGGGGCUCAACACCAACGUCAUCCGCUGUAGGAAGGAUGGAAACUGGACCGGAAGCUUCCGCUUAUGCCCACAGCUAAAGGGUCAAUGUUCUCUACCUCAGAACCUGCAUCCCAGUAUCCGGAUGAGCUGCAGGAAGGGAUACGGCAUAGGUGAAGAGUGCGAGUUAUCAUGUAGAGACAGCAGCAAUGAUGUGGUCAUCCUGCCGAGUAACAUGACAACCAUCAGCGUUCUCAGACAUCACUGGAUGAAUCCUCCUAAAGUCAAGCACAUUGUGUGUACUAUGGGUCUGAAGUGGUACCCUCAUCCAGAAGUCCUUCACUGCAUCAAAGGCUGUGAGCCGUUCAUGGGUGAUAAUUACUGUGAUGCCAUCAACAACCGAGCUUACUGCAACUAUGAUGGAGGAGACUGCUGCCAUUCCACUGUCAAGACUAAGAAGGUCACCCCAUUUCCCACGUCCUGCGAUAUCCGAAAAGAAUGUGCAUGUCGGGAUCCCGAUGCAUUGGAGAACCGAAAGGAUGAUCACCUGCACUCGUUGGGAUGAGACAUCAGCGAGCCGAGGCCGAGACCGAGACACAGAUAUGCUGCUGCUUCACAGGUGUACCUCUUAUGUCAUAGCUCUUCACUCUUUCCUCACCCUGCUUCUCCUACGUAUGAAAAAAGACCCUCGAAAGGACCAAAGUGGGUGUCAUCUCUCAUCGACCCUUCCCAAAAACACAAAAGAAAAGCACGCUCACAGACAUGCUCCAUGUGAACGCUCCAUGUGAACGCUCCACGUGAACGCUCCACUUGACCGCUCCAGAACCGAAUAAUGCAGUUUCUCUUUUGUUUGCAUUAAGACCAAAGUCAAAAAAAUGAAGAAAAAUCUCAAAAUUUACCAAACAUAUAUGACUACAGAGAGCAAAAUCAUUGCCAAAAGAAACACCCGCUCCACACAGUUCAUUUUGAGUUUGUUUAUUCGGACACGACCUUACUCGAUGAGACGGUGAGUGCUCGUCCGGACUUCUUGAAGGUCCUGAAACACAGACGAUGGACAGUGCGAUCGGGUGUAGGACUGGUUUAAACCAGAUCAAGUUCAUGUGCACAUUGCAGGAGUUUGGUCCUUUCCGCUCCUCAGUACAUAAGAGUUAAUGUCAAACGUGUGUGCCAUUAACCCGAAUGUGUUGCUAUUCAGGUAUGUGGCUAUAAACUUGCUAACUGUUAGCCGUCCAACCUUCAGUCUCGUUGCACAGCCAGAAGUGUUUGCUUGUUUCAGACUGAUACACAUCGGGAAAUCUGUAAAACUGGCAAAAAGCUUUGAGAAACGAGAGGAAAAGCCAAAAAAAAAAAGAUCUUCACGUUCAAACAGUGGAUACGAUGUGGUUGUGUUAACACGGCCGCUGUCAUCGCUGCUACGAUCGCUGCUAUAGAUCGAAACAACAGACAGCAUCGAGUGUGUCGUCCGUCUGCCUUAACAUUUACCUCUGAUCUGUCAUAACCUCCCAUCUGCACACAGUGCAGAAGAUAUAUAUGUAGUGUAUCAUCAUGCUAAAGAUUGUAUGUUAAAUAGUCACUGAAUGUAAAAAAGAAACAUUGGUGUAAACCUUUUCUAUUCAUUGUGAUUCUUUACUGAUCCUCCGUUUAGGAACUAUUUCUAUACAUUGACAGUUUAUAGCAAGCAUGGCUUUUGUGCUAUAUAUUGACAGCCACCGUCACUUCUGUAUGAAUGCCACAGUCAUAAUGCAACCCAGACAAUAGGUGACUCCAUGCAUCAGAAGUCAGCGGAUCCGGUGCGGCUCCAGCCCGGAGUCGUCUGCCGUCUGGUUGUAUAGAAACCAGAUCUUGUACAUAAUGUGUUGCGCAGAAGGAAACAAUAAAAUCCUAAAAUGCCACGAGGAUGAGUAAAUAAUCACAAGAUGUCUAUCAUUAAAUUGGGAUGAAUGAAAUGAUAAAGAGCGAUGCAGGCGUCCCACACCAGAUGAAUGAGAUUUUAUUCACACAGUCUGGUGAAGAGGUUAAAUCAGGACAGUGUAUUGUAAAACCAUCAAUCUGACAUCAAAGAGAAUUUAAUUGUCUUUGUGAAUUUAUUGCCAGUCAAAACACUUUUUCUGACGAGUAUAUUACCGUACACGUGCCAACUUUUAAACCACCUUUAGUGUUUCUGGCCCCUAAACUUAAAAUGCUACGGGCACAAUCGAGUCUCAAAGCUGCCAAAAAGCUUUCUCUCAUCAAGAAAAUAACACACAGCUUCCCCAUCAUCAGAAAGACUCGUCAUCAAACAAUAUCUGGCUACCAACCGUGAAGAUUUGUCUCUUCCCCAAAGUCUUAAACUGACGUCCGUACAGAUCUUCCCUUGUUUUGGCAUUACUUGUCGCACGGUUUUACAUCCCAUAACUUUGAGGCUCGUGAAAACAAACAAUGCCAUCGGUUCAUGUGCGAGAGAGGCAUUGUGUUGUGUAACAUCUGCUGAGGAGUGAUGCCAAAACCUCACGUUGUACCGAACAACUGAACAUUUCUCAUCGAGCCGCUACACUUACUCUCGCUGUUAUUGGGCCGACGCUGAAGAAAAUUUUAAAUUGGCCCGAAAACGGGUUUCGUGGUGGUUUUAUUGGUGUGGAAAUAUGCCGAGGCAUUAAGGAUUGUUUGCCUAACGUUUUGAUAGGCUUCACUUUGUGCAAUUGUAGAUGUAUGAUAGUUAAAAUAUAAUUACUUUAUAAAGAAGAAAAAUAAAAAAAAACACGGAAGAAGGUCAGACAUCUAUAUCACGCUUGAAAAUAUUCAGAAAUCUCGUUAUAUGUGCCGAAGCGUAAAGGCUGAAGUAGAAACAGUAGUUACUUUUUAUUGUGCUUAUUGCAUUUUCUGUAAUUUAUAUUUCUAACAAAAGAACGAAAGACAAAAAAAUAACAACAUCUUAUGUAUCAGUAAUCAGUGUUUGUGUUAUUCACCUCAGUUGUGCACUUUUGAGAGGCCCAUUUAAAGGAAUACUUCACCCAAUUUUCCAUAUUUUUGCAUAAUUUAUUAUCAUCCCAGAUAAAUAUGACUUCAUUUCUUCAUUCGAAUCAUUUUAUAUUAAAAUUCUGUCAUGUUAUCUUCAUGGGGCUCAAUAUGGUGAAGCGCCAAAAAGCACACACGUCUAUCAUGAAAGUGAUCCAGCUUGAUCUCAAAAUAAUUUUUUACGUAUUUUACGAUUUGGAUAAUUCCAACCUCGCCCCUAACGCUAACAUCUCAGAGGCAAGGAAACGUACAAAAAUUUACAAAUGUGGUCAUAACAAUACUGCGUAAGAUUUUUUGCAGUGUUUGUGACUUGUUUUCAGUAGAAAUAUCUAAAAAUUCUUAAAUCAAGAUGUAUCUUCUUGAUGUGCAAAAUUGCCUUAGAAAAUAAGUCUAGUUUUUAGACAAUUUUUUUUAAUGAGACAAAAAAUUUUAUAAAAAAAUGAGAAUUUUUUUUUGAAAAUUUUCCUUAAUUAAGUGUUUAAGAAAAAGCAAACAUAUUUUAAGUUUUUUUCACCCAUUUCGCGGAUAUUUUUGCUUGUUUUAGCGCAAAUUCACUUGAAUUGUAUGUUUUUUGCAACAUGAUCUCACAAAGUUCCGUGGGAUAGUCACGGAAUUUUGUGCUCAUUUUUCCGUGGCAUUCUCACGGAUCUCCGCAUUUUUCCGUGGCCCUGCUACGGACUGUCUUUUUCCGUGGCAUUCUCACGGAUUGGUUACUCAACUGCUUUUUCCUAUUUUCAAACCAUUUUCGCUUCGGUUUAGGGUUAGAUUUGGUGUUUGCAUUAGUAUGUCACUUUAACUAUUGGUUUAUAUAAUUUUUUCUGAUGUAUUCUUUUAUAUUUUCUAAACUUUAAACAAUUGUCGCCUGGCGUUGGGGUUAGAGUUGGGUUUGGGUAGGGAUGUCAUUUCAUGUAAAUCUAACCCUAAACCGAAGCGAAAAUGGUAAGAAAAUAGGACAAAACAGUUGAGUAACCAAUCCGUGAGAAUGCCACGGAAAAAGAC